Molecule: messenger RNA, 5204 nt
Organism: Pantherophis guttatus
Lineage: Eukaryota; Metazoa; Chordata; Lepidosauria; Squamata; Colubridae
Gene: DPP6
Product: dipeptidyl peptidase like 6
Biological process (GO): proteolysis; regulation of potassium ion transmembrane transport
Cellular component (GO): plasma membrane; voltage-gated potassium channel complex
Molecular function (GO): potassium channel regulator activity; serine-type peptidase activity
Source: RefSeq, a predicted model, not a curated record
CUCUCCCCCCCUCCCAGCCAACACACUCACAUUCACACACACACACACACUGCUGGCAUGCGACCUGGAAGGCGGCUGCUCUGUGGCCCCGGGAAGGCGCUAGGCAAGGGAGCCAAGUUGCUUCCCUGCUCCGCGCUCCUCCUCCUCUAACCGGGGGUUUGGAGGAGGUCAGGACCGCAUCGAUCUUCCUGGCGAGAGAAGAGGGCGGCGAGUUUGACGCGCCGACGGCGGGGUUCCUCCACGUUCUUCCUCCUAGCCCUCCUCCUCUGUUCCGAUGCCCGGGCGGCGAGCGCGCCGUUCUCGCCUUCUCCCCUGAGGCAGACGGGGGUGGCGCGUCCGGAGCUGUCCAGCGCCAGGCAGGCAGAAGACGUGGAGGGCUCCAGACGGCCGGUGAACUCCGUACUCUUCUGCUCAGUCUGCCGCCCUGGAUCGACCGAAUGGCUUCCUUGUAUCAGCGCUUCGGCGGGAAGAUCAACACCUCCCGCUCCUUCCCCGUCACGCCCGAAGCCAGCCAUCUCCUAGGCCCCCGGUGCUCCGAGGAAGACGGGGCCGCCGCUGCUGUCGCCGCUGCCUCGGCCCACGCGGCCGCCGGAGCAGCCAAGGCUUCGCGCCCGUCUCAGCCGCACAACCCCAGACCUCGCUUCCAGUACCAGGCGAGGAGGAGCGACGGCGAGGAGGAGGAUGAGCUGGUGGGAAGCAAUCCUCCGCAAAGGAACUGGAAAGGAAUUGCAAUUGCUCUACUUGUGAUUCUGGUUAUCUGCUCCUUGAUUGUCACUUCUGUUAUCUUGCUGACACCAGUUGAAGAUAAUAGCCAGUCUCAGAAGAAGAAAAUUACAGUGGAAGAUCUAUUCAGCGAAGAUUUCAAAAUUCAUGACCCAGAGGCUAAAUGGAUAAGUGAUACAGAAUUCAUUUAUAGAGACCAGAAUGGCUCAGUGAUAGUGCACAAUGUGGAAACAAACCAUUCAACAGUUUUAAUAGAAAACAAAAUCAUUGUGUCUAUAAAAGCUAUUAAAUACGAAGUUUCGCCAGAUAGAGAGUAUGGACUCUUUGCCUAUGACAUUGUACCGAUGUACCGGUAUUCAUACACUGCUUUUUAUGUCCUCAGAAAGCUACCUAAUGGGGAGCCUCAAAAUCUCUACCCUCCCGAGGUUAGCAAUGCAAAGCUCCAAUAUGCGGGAUGGGGACCCAAAGGCCAACAGCUGAUAUUUAUAUUUGAAAACAACAUCUACUAUUGUGCUCAUAUUGGGAAGCAAGCGAUCCGUGUAGUCUCCACUGGAAAAGACAAAGUUAUUUUUAACGGACUCAGCGAUUGGCUGUACGAAGAAGAGAUCCUGAAAAGCCAGAUUGCUCACUGGUGGUCUCCUGAUGGCACAAGAUUAGCCUAUGCAACUAUUAAUGACUCCCGGGUCCCACUAAUGGAGAUACCCAUGUUCACCGGAAGCCUUUACCCAAAAGCGGAAGCCUACCACUACCCAAAGGUCGGGACAGAAAAUCCAAGCAUUUCCUUACAUGCAGUUGUGUUGAAUGGGCCUCCUCAUGUUCUAGAAAUGACUCCUCCAGAUGAUCCACGAAUGAGGGAUUAUUAUAUAACCAUGGUGAAGUGGGCAACCAGCACCAAGAUUGCAGUCAACUGGCUAAAUAGAGCACAGAACUUUUCCAUUCUGACUCUCUGUGAUGCAACCACGGGCGUCUGCACAAAGAAACACGAGGAUGAAAGCACAGCCUGGCUGCAUCGGCAGAAUGAAGAGCCCAUCUUCUCUAAAGAUGGCAAGAAGUUCUUUUUUGUCCGAGCAAUUCCCCAAGGGGGACGAGGCGAGUUCUACCAUAUUGCCAUGUCAUCAUCUCAGCCCAAUAGCAGCAAUGAUAAUUUACAGUCUAUUACAUCGGGUGACUGGGAUGUGUCCAAAAUUUUGGGCUAUGAUGAGAAGCAGCAUAAAAUCUAUUUCCUCAGCACAGAAGAGUUGCCAAGGACUCGGCAUUUAUACAGUGCCAGCACCAAGGGGAACUUCAACCGGCAAUGUCUCUCUUGUGAUUUGAUUAACAACUGCACUUACUUCCGUGCAACGUUCAGCCACAACAUGGCAUAUUUCCUAUUGACCUGUGAAGGUCCACGAAUUCCAAUGGUAACUGUUCACAGAACAUCUGAUACAGAAAAACUUUUUGAUCUUGAAGUAAAUGCCAGAGUGCAGAAGACAGUUGCAGAACGACAGAUGCCCAAGCGAGAAUAUCUUGAUAUCAAGAUUCAGGAUUACAAAUUGCCGCUGCAAAUUUUAAAGCCAGCCGUUUUCAUGGAAAACACACACUACCCUUUGCUCCUCAUUGUGGAUGGGACUCCUGGCACCCAGAGCGUAACAGAAAAGUUUGAAGUGAACUGGGAAAGUGUCAUGGUCAGCUCCCACAGUGCCAUCGUGAUGAAGUUUGAUGGGCGUGGAAGUGGAUUUCAAGGGACUAAACUCUUGCAUGACAUUAAAAGAAGACUGGGCACUGCUCAAGAAAAAGAUCAAACAGACGCUGUUCGGGCAAUGCUGGAAAAGGCAUUUAUUGAUAAGACUCGAGUUGCUGUGUUUGGGAGGGAUUAUGGUGGCUACUUGAGUUCAUACAUCCACUUUUCUGGAGAAGAAAAUAAAGAGCCAACCUUUUCGUGUGGCGCAGCUCUUUCCCCAUUGUCAGACUUCAGAUUGUAUGCUUCAGCUUUUUCAGAAAGAUACUUGGGAUUACAAGGGUUCGACAAUAAUAAGAUAUAUGAGAUUACUAAACUCUCUCAUCGAGUAACAUCCGUGAAAGACCAAAACUUUUUGAUCAUCCAUGCAACAGCUGAUGAGAAAAUUCACUUCCAGCACACUGCAGAGUUCAUUACUCAUCUAAUUAGGACAAAAGCUAAUUACAGUUUGCAGAUCUACCCCGACGAAGGUCACUACUUCAACAGCCCAACCCUGGAGCAGCAUUUGUACAAGUCCAUUGUCAAUUUCUUUGUGGAAUGUUUCAAAAUCCCAGACAAAGCCCCAGUGAUUUCCACGAAAGAAGACGAGGAUGAAGAUUAACUUUCUGGGUUUGUGCUAAGAAGCACAAGGCGACUUCUCCACAAAAAAAAAAAAAAAAAAAAAGAUAUGCAACUAAAUCCUCCCGAUUUCCCUUCCCUGACGAAAGGAGUGUUAUGUGAGCAUGUAUUUAAGAAAAGCGAAAACGGAAUAGCAGUCCUGGUGCUGGUAUCGGAGCUCCUGCCUUCUCAAACGGAAAAAUAUUUAAGCAUGAGGAACUCAGCAGGUGCUGCUGUUGAGAACCGAUCCCUAUGAACAAAAUGGCCGCGGUGUGAUUUCUGAUUAAAGAGUCUCAACUGGGAAACUGAACUCUGAAGGCAAAUUCACCCACAAGGCAACCCUUUGCAUUGCUCAAAUGCAAGUCCCAGAAAUGAAUAUAAAACCCACCCUCUGUCUGUGUUAUUUAGCAUCUCAUUGUUUCCUAUAAAAUGAACCACCCAUGGAAUAAAGAUUAUAGCACAAUUAUUUUUCGAGGGUACUGAAUUGUGUGUUGUUUACCUGUCGUCUUCUGCAUUUCCAAGAAAUUAGGCAUUGCUGCAGAAAUGCUCAGUUAUACAGGCGUUUUCUUUGUAUAAAGCACCGCUGUAGCUUGACUAACCUUGCACUGUACAGGCAUUUCUCUAUAUAUAGUUUUUAGCUGUUGCCCCCUUUCACUUCAGCCUUGCUCUACUAAAACUUUGUUGCUGCAACGUGCUCUGGCUUUAAGAAAAACCUCUUUAAAGCUUAGAGAGCCACAGGAGUUCCAGUUUAAGAUUAUUAUUUUUUUUAGAUAUUCUGGAACUCUUCCCGUUUGUUUCUUUAACGCUCCCAACAGCAAUUUAGCUUUAUGGAUUUGAAUUGUCCAAUAUUAACCAAUAUUUUGUCUUAUGCUUUCUUUAAAAAGUCCUUUUUUAGAGGGACAAGGUUAGCUGCAUGGCUGGUUGUCAUCCUACAAUAUCCCCAAGUCACUAGUCCCUAUUGCCGCGGAUUGGCAGGAUUGAGAAAAUGUGAGAAGUUAGUCUCAAAAGAUCAUGUCUUAAUCGUGCUUGGAGUGUCUUGUAUCAGCAAGUGGACAGCUUUCAUGGAAAUGGGAAUUGCUGCUCUUGAACUGCUUCUCAUGCUUUUAUCAAUAGCUACAGCUUCUGUCAUUUAUACUGUUACCUUCAUAAUAUUACACAGCUUUUAAUUAGUCCUAACACACUGCCUUAUCUGUACGUUGUGUUAAUGUAAUGAUAAAAAUCUGGGUUGGGGCAUUGCAGGUUUGCCUCUCUUUUUUUUCCUUUGAUUUUUUUUUUCCUGGAAUUUUGAACACAGUCAUUUCUUUCUUCGAGUUCAGAGGAGACAAGAUUAAACAGUCCAUAUUUUUACUCCUUGAAUUCCUCUCCUUCUCCUCCCCCUCCUUCUCUUUUCUUUUGCUUUGCUACUGUCCCUCCCUGUAAAUUAUUCUGACCCAAUGUACAACUAAUAUGAAUAUUGUAGACUUCAUUUUGUUGUGUAUAAAAGGAAUGUAAAGUCGAAGAUUUGUCAAGUUCCCUUCUGCUCUGGCAUCUUGGAUUAUUAUUCUUACUCUUAACGUCUUGUGUUCUACAUGCAUGUGAGAAGCUUUGUUUGCUUACUAGGGCCCCUUAGAGGUGUUCAUUCAGACUAAAUUAACUCUGUGGCUCCUUUUUUUUAUUGUUUUUGACAGCUUGAAUGUCAGUGCAGGUUUCUGCAUCUUUUACAUGUAUUGUUGAGAGAACACACAUCCAAGACAGCAGGAGAAUUGGUGAUCUACUUCACCCAGCUUUUUUUUUCUGCCUCUGCUUUAUUUUAGGUUGAAAUUGUUAGCUGUUGGUGGCAAUUAGAUCCUCAUGGGAGAUAUACCAGUAAACCAAACCCCAAGGCAAAGGGGGAGGGGGGAAUCAGGAAUCUCGUUGAUUAUUUUUUCCCCCCUUUCAUAGUUUACUCUGCAUCAAGAGUCAUAUAGAAAGCUACUGCAGAAUAAUCCAUUCCUUCAGCCAAAUGCCAAAUAGACCAUGUCAAUGGUACGGGUCCAGGUUUCGCUAACCUUAUAGGCCAGGAUGCCUGAGCUGAUCUUGCUCCAGAGGAGGUGACCCCUUGCUCUGUUUAUAAAAUUUUGUAAAGAAGAAGCCUGGUGUGGCACAAUAGUGUUUGUUGAUCCAUGAAAUAAAGCAUUAUUUUACCUUC